AGUGAAGGAAGUGAAAAUGCAGCCGUUCAGUGUUUCGUCGGAGAUUUCCACCUCCCAACUUCCAUGGAAGCACCGCCUUACUCUCCGAUUCGCCGCCCUACUCUUCAACGCUUCUGUCCGAUCAGAUCUCACCGUUAAUCGCCGGCUUCUCAAUUUCCUCGACCCCAAAAUCCCUCCCAAUCCCAAUUCAAUCCACGCCGUUUCCUCUUCCGAUCUCACAAUCGACGCCUCUCGUGAUCUCUUCCUCCGAAUCUUCACCCCCACCGACGCCGCCAUCAACGCCGCCGCCGUCGCCGCCACGGACUCACUCCUGCCGCCGGUAAUUUUCUACUUUCACGGCGGCGGUUUCGCCUUCGGUUCUGCCGCCGCCACGUCAAUGGACAUGGCCGCCCGCCGUUUCAGUAAGGAACUCGGAGCUGUCAUAAUCUCCGUGAAUUACCGUCUCGCUCCUCAGUUCCGAUUCCCCUGCCAAUACGACGACGGAUUUGACGCCGUGAAAUUCAUCGACGAAAUGGACGACGACGAUCCAUUGUUGGGUAAGGCAGAUCUGAGCCGUUGCUUUAUUUUGGGGGAAAGCGCCGGGGGGAAUCUAGGGCACCACGUGGCAGUGAGAGCGAGCGAGUACGCUUUCAAGAGAGUGAAAGUAAUUGGGUUUAUAGCGUCGCAGCCGUUUUUCGGCGGAGAGGAGAGAACAGAGUCGGAGAUUCGGCUCUGUAAUCAGCCUCCGUUAACUCUGAAACUUGCGGAUUGGUUCUGGAAGGCGUUUUUGCCGGCGGGGGAAGACCGGGAUCACGCGGCGGCGAAUGUGAAUGGACCGAACGGAAGGGAUGUCUCCGGGCUGAGGAAUUUUCCGGCGACGAUUAUUUUGGCCGGAGGAUUGGAUUUACUGAUAGAUCGGCAGAGGAGGUACUACGAGGAGCUGAAGAGAAUGGGAAAGGAGGUGAAAUUGGUGGUGUUUACGAACGGCGUCCAUGGAUUCUUUAGCUUUGAGGAUCUGCCGGAAUAUUCUCUAAUGAUUAAGGAGAUGAGGGAUUUCAUUGCAAUGUUUCACCGGAAUAUUCUUUAAUCUCUAUUUCAAUGUUUAAUCGUUUUUCUUUUCAAACCCCUAAUAUGUACUUUCCAAUUAAUGCACCAAUCAAACUAUAUUCGAUCUUCGGUGA
Molecule: messenger RNA, 1160 nt
Organism: Cucurbita pepo subsp. pepo (vegetable marrow)
Lineage: Eukaryota; Viridiplantae; Streptophyta; Magnoliopsida; Cucurbitales; Cucurbitaceae
Product: putative carboxylesterase 18
Biological process (GO): pollen tube growth
Molecular function (GO): carboxylic ester hydrolase activity
Source: RefSeq, a predicted model, not a curated record